CAAACACGAAAUGAAUUUAGAUCAAAAAGAAAAUAAAGCAACUCCUUUGCUAUGGUAAUAUAUACCCCACAAACAGAGGGCAGCUAUCCACAAAGCAUGGCAACCACACCCAUUCCCAUUUUUGCUGCAGAAACUCCAUUCCUCACGCGAUUGAAACUGCUUUCACCGCCAUUAAUAUCAUCCUCAUCCUCAAGGUAUUCUCUGUUGAUCGUGAACUGCAGAAGCCCCCUUAACAUCAAUCGAAUUAGUGAUACGAAAAGCUCCAACUUCAUUACCAAUGGCGGUCAACUGAAGAACGUGAUAUCAGGUAUAGCGGACCAGCAAGUAGAUGAAUUGGUUAAAGCUACACAGAGAGUUGAAUCGGCCAAAAAAGAGUUGGCCGAGGCCCAAGAGCAAGAAAUUGAAGCCAGGAAGACGAUGGAAUACAUGAAUCAGCUUGAAACAAGGGAUUUUGAGACGGUAGAAGCUGAGAAUGGAAGAAAAACGAUAUACAAGAACAAAGAGAAGUUGGAAUCCGUAAAAGCUGCAUUGAUUUCCGGCAUUGUUGGGACCUUGGCAAGCUUCCCCAUUUCCCUAACUCAUAUGACCAAUUCCUACGAGCUUAUUGUGUCAACUGCAAUCACCAUAAGCAUCUGUGCAUUAUAUGGUGCAACAUUCCGGUAUGCUGUCCGAAGAGACUUGGAUGAUUUUCAUCUUAAAAUUGGAACGUGUGCAGCUUUUGGAAUCGUCAAAGGACUUGCUACAUUGGAUGGAAGGCUGUGUUUAGAACAAGAAACUGGAAACGUGGUGUCAAAUGCUUUGAAUGGAGUAGUAUGUGUUUCUGAGAAUGUUUUGAUUUUUAUUUUUGCUGCUGGUGGGUUGGAUAUAUGCUAUAAGAUGGGGAUAUUAAGUCCAUUUCCGGUUGAAUCAUCAGCUUCAAUAACUAAAAUGCAUUACGAAAUCGAAUGGAAUGGGAUGAAAUAG
Lactuca saligna is the source of this 963-nucleotide messenger RNA. NCBI's taxonomy places the organism in Eukaryota, Viridiplantae, Streptophyta, Magnoliopsida, Asterales, Asteraceae. The record is from the annotation of a GenBank genome assembly.